AUGUCGGUGCUCAAGACAGACAACAUCAUGAUGAAGUCCAAAACAGGGGAGCAGCGUGUAGAGCGCGCUAAGCCGGAGAACGUGGAGGAGGCACUGCGCCUGAUUGAGGACCUGAAGUUCUUUCUUGCCACGGCGCCCGCGAACUGGCAGGAAAACCAGGUGAUCCGACGCUACUACUUGAACAACGACGAAGGCUUUGUGUCGUGCGUGUUCUGGAACAAUCUGUACUAUAUCACGGGGACGGACAUUGUGCGAUGCUGCGUGUACCGCAUGCAGAAGUUCGGCCGCGAGGUUGUCGAACGCAAGAAAUUCGAGGAGGGGAUCUUCUCUGAUCUGCGGAACCUAAAGUGUGGGGUGGACGCCACGCUGGAGAUGCCCAAGUCUGAGUUUCUGUCGUUUCUGUACAAGAAUCUGUGUCUGAAGACGCAGAAGAAGCAAAAGGUAUUCUUCUGGUUCAGCGUACCGCACGACAAGCUGUUUGCGGACGCUCUGGAGCGAGAUUUGCGCCGCGAGGUGGCCGGCCAGCCGUCUACCACCCGCGCCAUAGCGGAGCCUGCGCUGACCUUUCGAUACGACGACCAGUCUGGAACGUCGCUCUACGAUCAGGUCGUACAGCAUGUGGAUACAAAGAGGAUAGAUAUAUACUCUGGGCCGUCAAGCGUUAGUCAUGUGGGGCCCGAUAUGAUGGAGGACGAGGACGAUGAGGAUGAGGCAGAUGAAUAUGAUGAUGAUAAAGACGACAUACCCGUGGACAUGCAGCAGAAGACGAGAACGAAGCUGUCCCACUCGCCGGAUCUCACCGGUGACCUUACGACGGCAGAAGUCGACCUCUCGAGCGGUAUGGGCGUAGAGGCGGAGGCGUCGACCGCGGCAACGAACUACUCGCCGCAAGAGCUCGUGAUCGAGGCGGUCGACGUCGAUAAUCCCGAGUACGCGAUGGGGGGGAACAUCAAUCCAGCCGACCUGCUAGCAAAAGAAGACGACGAUUUUCCGUUGGACUACUUUCCCCUUGAAAUUGAAUACCCGCGGCAGGAGCAGCAGCCAAACCGACUAUCUACGAACCAGCUUCUCUACGAUACAGAACUCGACGCUUUCCCCGCCGUGCCACACACAGCAGCCCUGUAUGAGCCGCCGUUUGUGCAUGGUGAUAUCUCAACGAAGGUCCUGUAUGGCGCCAUACCGCCUACUUCUACUGCUGCACCUACACCCAUAGCGCCUUCUUUGCAGGCAACUAUCCCUCCGCCGCCAUUGUCUGUGACUAGGACACACUUUAUGACCAAUGGUGAGUACUAUGCAACUGCGAAACCUAAGGAUAGCAAGGCGCGUGACACUGAUGACGAUCCCAGCAACGAGGAUCAGGAUUCCGAUAACGUCAACGAACCGAUAGAAGAACAUGUUCCGAUUUCAAAUAAUCCCAGAAAUAGUAGUGGGAUGGGUGCUUUUCCGCCGCAAGAUGCAUACCUCGGCUACCAAGGCGUACCGCCAGCUGCCAUGUAUCCAUAUGUUAUGCCAGAUGUUUUCUACAAUAAUACAUAUCCAGGCGGCGAUGAGUUGUAUGAACAAUGGAUGCAUAUGCAGUUUGGUCAACCACAGCAGAAUGAUCUGUUCAUGCCCCCGCAAGCGCCAUUUAUGGGGCGCUCUUUCACUCCAAUAUACCGUACCACACCAACAAAUCCAUACAUGGCCAUUUCUCCAUAUCAGUCAAAGCCUCCUACGUCUUCUACUGCAAAAAACUUUCCAUUUUAUCAGGGAUAUUAUGGUCGACGGGGAAAUAUGCACUCAUACCUACGCGGAUUCCCCUCGAUCCAAGCCACACAGCCUUCUUCUGCCACGCGCAUGCACUUUGUUAAGCACAACAGGGUAGGCACUCAAAAUGCGGCUGCAUCUGCUUCAGGAAUAGCAUCAUCGGGCAAGUCUUCGCACAUGUUAACCAAAAAAAAGGUUGUGAAGCCGCGAUCUCAACACAUGAAAAAUACCGGGAAAAUGAGGCGGGCAGAACAAGGCACGAGUGCUCAUCUUGUAUCAAAUCCGAAUGUUAUUAGUGACGCUGUGCGCUCAACUAACCAGACGGAAGAGCAAUCCAUCGAGGGUGCUGACACAGGCUCGCCAGUAAACUUCCAGAAUGUCAUGCCGGGGCCAUAA
Molecule: messenger RNA, 2142 nt
Organism: Eremothecium gossypii ATCC 10895
Lineage: Eukaryota; Fungi; Ascomycota; Saccharomycetes; Saccharomycetales; Saccharomycetaceae
Gene: STE12
Product: homeodomain family transcription factor STE12
Exons: 1
Coding region: 1-2142 (713 amino acids)
Biological process (GO): regulation of pseudohyphal growth; sexual reproduction; regulation of DNA-templated transcription
Cellular component (GO): Ste12p-Dig1p-Dig2p complex; Tec1p-Ste12p-Dig1p complex; nucleus
Molecular function (GO): DNA-binding transcription factor activity
Source: RefSeq, marked provisional